ACUGGCCAGCCCUUCAAUUGCCCUGCAAGAGAAGAGAACACAGUGUGUGUAUGUGUUGUGGGAUGUGCAUCCAAAUGUAUUGAUUACCUCCUCUGUCCCAAUGCAGGCUGUAUUUGAAACAACGCUCACACAGAAGAUGGAUGGAGUGAUGAUAGUACAGGAGACGACUACGGAUCUGGCAGAUACUUUGGAAAAUGCAUCGAUUUCUGCGGAGAAAUCGGAGCAAAAACCAGAACGCCUGCAUCCCCAACAUUGGUGCGGUCAACACAAAUUCGAGGCAGACUCGCCGACGAAUUUCUAUGACUACACAAAUGCAAAAGAGAAGGAGAAGUCGGCAAUGUGUAGAGUGGCAGAGAUAGCUCGAUUCAACAAGCUGCGGCACGUUUACAAUUUGCAAGACGAAAGUGGGCCGGCUCACAAGAAAUUGUUCACGGUGAAGCUAGUUUUGACUGAAGCUGAGACAUUUGAGGGAAGCGGAACAUCAAUCAAAAGAGCACAACAAGCGUCCGCUGAAGCAGCACUCAAGGGCACGAAACUUCCACUUCCAACUGAGAAACCCACUAAAAAGAGGAUAAACGAUACCACCAAACCCCACCGCGUUCUUCAAAACGUCUGUCGAACCUUACAAUACCAAAUGCCUAACUACAUCUCCUGCAAUCCGCCGGUUUAUCCCGAUCCAGGAUGCCCGUUACCGGAGCACAUUCUAUUGCCGUUAGAAUCAAUGGCUCUCUAUGCACCACCUUUCCCAACUCUGCCAAUUGAUCCAGCGCGGCCGCAAGGACCGAAAUUGCAAGCGGUCAUCGUUAACAUCAAUGGAAAAUCAAUUGCAACUGGAAUCGGUGAAACCUAUCCACUAGCAAAACAGGAUGCAGCCGCAAAAGCCCUUGCAGUUUUGAGUCCACUGCUCCGCGAGCACCAAAAUGGCUCUGAUAAUGGAUUUGGAAAAGAAAAUAUCCCAGUUCACAAACAAAAAUCUGUGAUAAGUGAUAUCCACGAGAAGGCCUACCAGCUGAAGGUAAACGUGGUUUUUGAAGUUCUGAAAGAAGAAGGCCCUCCACACGAUAGGCAAUAUGUUGUAAGGUGUGCUUUUGUGACCAGCGGUAAUGUGGUGAAGGCGGAAGCGGUGGGCAAGGGCAAAAAGAAGAAGAGUGCUCAGCAGGAAGCAUGUACACAGCUUUUGGCUACGGUGGAGCAUCUUACUCCUGAAAACAAUCCGGUCGCCCUUGCCACCAACGUGUGCAAAACUCAAAAAAAGCUGGCUGCAAUGAACCGUGAACCAAAGCGAAAAACAAUUGUCAAAGACAAGAAGAUGGAUCCCCUGUAUGGACAUCAAAUCAAUCCAGUGUCACGAUUGAUUCAAGUGACUCAGGCAAAAAGCAAGGAACAUCCGACGUUCGAGUUGGUCGCCGAACAUGGUGUGAGCAAGUACAAAGAAUUCAUCAUUCAAGUCAAGUAUGGAGACGACGUUCAAGAAGGCAAAGGUCCAAACAAGCGUUUAGCAAAACGAGCCGCCGCUGAAGCGAUGUUGGAGUCUAUAGGAUUCGUUAAACCAUUACCACCACCCGGUAAAAGUUUGCUUAAGAAAAUGAUAGACUGUGAUCCUUCCCUGCCAGAAAUUUCUCACUGGACUGGUCCUCCGCCAACGGCAGUUUCGGUUUCGACGAGCGAGCCCGACACGUCUGAAGCAGCACAACUAUCACCGGAGCAGACGGAUAUCAGUGAGAAGAGAGAACUUUCACCGGAUACAGAAAAACGAAGAGUUACUUUUAACUCUCAAGUACAUGCUUGUCCUCCUCCAGGCGAUCAAGACUACCCGAAUUCAAUUGUUCAAUCACUCAAGAAAGAUGCAAUUGUCGAAGGCAAAAUCCGCCGGCUCAAGAGGUCCAAAGAAAACCGAAGAGCUUUAACUGCUGAGCAAAUUGUGGAACUUUCCGAAAGAGCUCAAUCCUACCUGCAAACAAAAAACACGACGAUUCAAAGUUCACAAUCAUCAUCCGCCCAUCACCAUCUGGAGCAGCUGUCCGACUUCUUCAAGUUCAGCUUACAAUACACAAGCUUUCCACAAGUUGGCAUUGAUCAGCACUUUACAAUCGUGUCAAUAGGACUUGAAGCACCACUGGUUGGACAUGGUACCGGUUGCAGCACCACUGAAGCUGAUGAGAAUGCAGCGCUUGACGCUAUUGCUAAGCUCAAGGAGCUCUCAGCGAGCAAGACAUAGUCCCCACAUUUUACAAUAUUUUAACCGUUAGAUAGCUGCAAAAAAUGCCAUAGUUUGUCAAUAAUUGAUUCAAUUUUUAUGUGAAAUUUAGAGGCAGAAUUAAACUACUGCCUCCAAGUCCGUACGGCAACCAAAGAAUUAUAAGAUACAGUUAAUACAGUUUUUCAUAAUGCAAUUCAAUUUUCCAAACCCCAUCUCUCUACAAGUCUUUAAAAAUUCCCCUAAUGUAAUACAAACACGCGGUUUUCUCAUUCAUCUGGCCUUAGAAUCCUUUUUAUAAACAAAAUACUAAUUUUCUGUGAAACAGUAGAUUCAUGUCCCCUCUCCCCCAUUCCUGUGUGUUUUUUUUUGAAAAAGUUUGCUUUUCCAAAUUCAUAUCUUGUCUUUUGUUAAAUAUGCCUUUUUAUAAGUCUUCUGCAAAUUAAUAGAUUUUUUAUUGAGAAUUUUAAUGAAACCAUUAUUUCAAAAA
This is a messenger RNA of Caenorhabditis elegans, 2687 nucleotides long. It is a transcript of the gene stau-1, whose product is annotated as DRBM domain-containing protein. Lineage: Eukaryota; Metazoa; Nematoda; Chromadorea; Rhabditida; Rhabditidae. Bases 101 to 2218 code for a protein of 705 amino acids. The transcript has 11 exons. Gene Ontology annotation, molecular function: RNA binding. The record is from RefSeq and is marked reviewed. Gene Ontology annotation, cellular component: dendrite cytoplasm.